AUGACCAGUGUGUUCCAAGUGCUAUGGCUCUCUUUGCUUGGUGCGGUGCAUUGCCAAUUCAUCAAUCAUUUGUGGCGCAUUGGCUGGUCCUCGGAUCUUGAGAAGGUGGUGGCGAUUCGCUCGACAGACAUUCUCACUAGCUCCGACGGGGGUUUGUCUUGGACUGACGUCACACCUGCUUCCGGCUCCUCUCCGGUUGGUGCAGAUGAUGUGGCCAUGUCAUCGGACGGGUCAAAGGCGGUUGCUGUGGUUUGGAAUGGCCACAUUUGGAGCAGCUCGGAUGGUGGGACGUCCUGGACGGAGGACGUCUCUUUGGGUGUCCAAGAAUGGCGAGGCGUGGCGAUGUCUUCCAGUGGUUCGGAGAUGGCUGCGGUGGGCGACAACACAGGGAUUUGGCUCACUUCGAAUGGUGGCACCACCUGGUCUCAGGCCCAGACAGCUGCUUCCACAGGAAUGCUAACAAGUGUAGCAAUAUCUUCAGAUGGUUCAAAGAUUGCUGCUGUGGGCGAUGGUGGGGUUUGGACGAGUGUGGAUAGUGGCGCAUCUUGGACGGAGCAGACCACACUUGGAGCUGGGCUGAGUUGGACAUCUGUUGCCAUGUCUUCUGAUGGAUCAAAGAUCGCUGCCGUGGCAAAUGCUAUCUGGGUGAGCUCAGAUGGUGGCACUUCUUGGGUAGAGGACACAAGCGUUGGCUCGACCAAGAAUUGGAAGGCUGUGGCCAUGUCUUCCGAUGGAUCCAAAAUGGCUGCCAUUGUCGGUGGGAGUGCGGGUAGUCCAUGGACAAGCUCCGAUGGUGGAAUCACUUGGCAGGAGGUCCCCUACUCACAAUCUUGGCAAGAUGUAGGUGUUUCUUCCGAUGGGUCCAAGUGGAAGGCUGGUCAUACUAAGGAUAACAGCCUUCUCCCAGGCACCUUUGCUACCACCACCACCACGGCUGCCACCACCAGUGGAGCUGUUGGAAGUUCUGUCGGGGCGGAGACGGGCUUGGAUUCCGUCACCCUUGCCAUCAUCAUCUCCACAGCAGCAGUUGUUGCGUGCUUGUGCUGCGUGGGCAUUGUCGUGCUGCGCCGCCGCUCGCAAGCUGGAGAUGACGUUCAACAAGCUGUCGUGCGAGCAGCUGUUUGA
Durusdinium trenchii is the source of this 1125-nucleotide messenger RNA. The record is from the annotation of a GenBank genome assembly. NCBI's taxonomy places the organism in Eukaryota, Dinophyceae, Suessiales, Symbiodiniaceae.